Messenger RNA from Morus notabilis, 501 nucleotides. RefSeq names its product egg cell-secreted protein 1.2. Gene Ontology annotation, biological process: double fertilization forming a zygote and endosperm. The record is from RefSeq and is a predicted model, not a curated record. The transcript has a single exon. Lineage: Eukaryota; Viridiplantae; Streptophyta; Magnoliopsida; Rosales; Moraceae. Bases 1 to 501 code for a protein of 166 amino acids.
AUGAAUACUCUCAAAAGCACAGCUACAUUUUUCUUCCUUGUUUUUCUCUCAUGGCUUAGUAUUCUAAACGACAACAACAACGUUGCAACAGCCUCAAGAGUAGUGUAUUUCCCUGCAAUGGAAAAAAACGACAUUAACAGUAUCGAAAGUAUCAGCCUUAGGUCGAGGCUCGAGACGAGCGGAGGGCUGGUGGAGUGCUGGACGGCGCUGCUGGAGCUAAAGUCGUGCUCGAACGAGAUCGUGCUCUUCUUCCUCGAUGGCCAGGCCAGCAUUGGCGGUGAUUGCUGCCGCGCCAUUGUCUUCAUCACUCGUAGCUGCUGGCCCGCCAUGCUCACUUCUCUAGGGUUUACCGUACAGGAAGGCGAUUUUCUCCGCGGCUUCUGUGACGCCCUUGAGACUCACGCGCCGCCACCGCCGCUUGGCCCUUCUCCCGCUCCGCUUGCUGACCCCACGCCUGUGGCCGGUGAUGAUCUAGUCAAACUGCCCACUCUGUUGGAUUAA